Messenger RNA from Menidia menidia (Atlantic silverside), 1164 nucleotides. Lineage: Eukaryota; Metazoa; Chordata; Actinopteri; Atheriniformes; Atherinopsidae. The record is from the annotation of a GenBank genome assembly.
AUGGGGAUGCUCAGAAGCUCCGUUCUGCAUCAGAUCCUUUCCACCCUGUUCGUCCUGGGCAGCACUACAGUUAUGACGGACGUUGGAUGUCCAGAUAAGUGCUCCUGCACGCCCUCGCCCCCAGCCUGCCCCCCCGGCGUCAGCUGGGUGACCGACGCGUGCGGCUGCUGCAAAGUGUGUGCCAGGCAGUUCAAUCAAGACUGCAGCGUCUCAGAACCCUGUGACCACAUCAAGGGUCUGCGCUGUCGUCUUGGGGCGAGAGGAGACCCCGACCGAGGACUCUGUCGAGCGGAAGCCUUCGGUUUGCCCUGCGCUUUCAACGGCCGCGUGUACCAACACGGCGAGGACUUUCAGCCCAUCUGCCAGCAGCAGUGCACCUGCAUGAACGGUGUGGUGGGCUGCAUGCCCCUCUGUCUUCACCAAGUCCCCGUGCCCCAGUGGAGGUGCUCAAAACCCCGGCUGGCCCAGCCCAAGGGCUGCUGCAAGGAGUGGGUGUGCGACGAUGACAACCAUAUCGGCGAGGAGACAGGGCCGCCAACAUACCCGUCCCUGCCAGACAGCCAGCUCCAUCCAAACCACAUCGGUGCUCCACUGCAAACCCAGCUGCAGCCUCACUACCUGACUGCCAGCAGCCGGCCGACAGCAUUCAUAGAGAAUCUUAAAGAGAUGGCGUCCGUUUCCACAUCUGAGGUGUUACUUGGCUCGCACUGCCUCCCACAAACCACUGAAUGGACUCAAUGCUCCAAAACAUGCGGGAUGGGCGUUUCGAGUAGAGAGACCAACAACAACCUGGAUUGCCGUCUGGUCAGAGAAACCAGACUGUGCCAGAUCCAGCACUGUGAGUUUGGGCUCCCUGUGCUCAGCAAGGGGAAGAGGUGUCAGCGAACAAUCCGUCCACAGGAAAUGGUCCGAAUCGAGUUCGGUGGCUGCUCCACAGCCCGGCGGUAUCGCCCCCGCACCUGUGGGGCUUGCACCGACGGCCGUUGCUGCGUCCCCUCCCUCACCCGCACCGCCCGGCUCCGCUUCCGCUGUCCGGACGGAGAGCGUUUCUUUAACGUGAUGCUGAUUAAAACCUGCAGCUGCAGGCCAGGUUGUCACACAAACAACGCACCCCCCGGCACUUCUCUGAGCCUCUACAAUGACAUCCACACCUUCAGUGAUUAA